GAGCCGGAAGUGACGCGCGGCUGCGAUGGCGGCGGAGGCGUUGGCGGCGCGGUGCCUGUCUCACUACGAGGCGCGCCUUCUGAAGCGGGGGAAGCCGGAGCCCGGGCGCGAGUGGACGCUGAUGGCCGCCGUGGUCAGGGAGGCGGAAGGGGCGGAAGAGGCGGAGGUGGUGGCCAUGGGCACCGGGACCAAGUGCCUGGGCCGGGAGCAGAUGCGGCGCAGCGGCGACGUCCUGAACGACAGCCACGCCGAAGUGGUGGCCAAGAGGAGCUUCCAGAGGUAUCUGCUGCACCAGCUGCAGAUGGCCGCCGCCCGCCAGGACCCCCGCAGCAUCUUUGCCCCGGGAGCCGAGGGAGGAGGCAAGUGGGCCCUCCGGCCGGGCGUCCGCUUCGCCUUCUUCUCCAGCCAGACGCCUUGUGGAGACGCUUCCAUCAUCCCCGUGACGGAGGCGGAGGCCCAGCCCCGUGGGGCCCUGAAGCGCGCAGAGGCCCUUGGCAUGCCAGCCCGCGAGAGGGAGGCCAGAGAGGCCCCGGGCCAUGGCCCCGCUCCAAAGAAGCCCAAAGCAGAGGUCACAGACCCAGCUUCUGCUGCCACUGGUGCCGCCAACAGCCUGCAGGCCAAAGUAGUGGACAUCCACCGGACGGGGGCCAAGUGUGUCCCAGGGGAGGCUGGGGAUCCUCUGCUGCCCGGCAGCGCCUUCCACGCCACGGGGCUCCUGCGGGUCAAGCCCGGCCGUGGGCCCCGGACCACCUCCAUGUCUUGCAGCGACAAGCUGGCGCGCUGGAACAUCCUGGGCUGGCAAGGAGCCCUCCUGAUGCACUUCCUGGAGCGUCCCGUCUACCUGCCAACCAUCAUCCUGGCUCAGUGCCCCUACAGCCCAGAGGCCAUGCGGAGGGCCAUAGUGGACCGGUGUCGAUCUGUUCUGAAUUUGCCAAAUGGUUUCCACGUUCAAGAGCUAGAAGUUGUGCAGUCACAGUUGUGCUUUAUCCACAGCCGUGAAGCAGUGCAAGCCAGCUGUGGAUCAUCCCAAGGAAAGGUGGUUCCAUGUGGAGCAGCCAUCAGUUGGAGCGCCGUCCCAGAGCAUCCGCUGGACAUUACCUGCUGUGGCUUCACACAGGGGACCACCAAGAAAGCGAUUGGAAGCCUCAAGUCCAGGUCUCGGAUUUGCAAAGUGGAGCUGUUUCACGAGUUCUUGAAGUUGGUAGCCAGUGUUCCAGAGGAGCAUCUCCCACAGACUCUCCGGGCUAAGAGGCUACAGACCUAUUGGGAUUACAAGGAAGCUGCAGCCAGUUACCAAGAGGCCUGGAAGGAGCUGCGCGACCAAGUAUUUGGCUCCUGGCAUUCAGCAGCCCCUCAGGAGCCACAGAAAAGGAAUGGGCGGCCUCCAGAUGUUUUGAAUGCAGCUUCCAUUAGUCAUAGCUGGCACACACAUUCAUAUGGGGUGAUGAAAGCUGGAACACAACAACAGGUCUGCAAACACUCCCCUCAACCAAAUGCCUGUCCCAAAUGGUGGGAAAGGUUUCCCAGGGCACUUGUUUUGCAUGCAGGUGCUCCCGACCAGCACAGGCAGCCCUGCAAAAGGGCCUGGGGGAAGGUGGGAGGAGGAGGUUACAGGGUUUGCAAAGUGCCUUCCUGCUCAUUUGCACAGCAUGCAUGCAGAAGAUCAGGGCAAUCUGUCUCCCCUUCCAUGCUUGGCUGCCUGCUUGUUAAUGAUGAACUUCUGAUGUUGAUAAGAGGUGCCAAGGGGAUGCACAGAGCUGGCUCAGACUGGCAUCGGCUUGUUCUUUGGCUGUGACAAUAGUGAAGAAGCCUUCUUUGGAACCAUCGAAGCAGAGAAGUCCAUCGUCUCACAGA
Molecule: messenger RNA, 1854 nt
Organism: Sceloporus undulatus (fence lizard)
Lineage: Eukaryota; Metazoa; Chordata; Lepidosauria; Squamata; Phrynosomatidae
Gene: ADAT1
Product: adenosine deaminase tRNA specific 1
Exons: 9
Coding region: 26-1795 (589 amino acids)
Biological process (GO): RNA processing
Molecular function (GO): RNA binding; adenosine deaminase activity
Source: RefSeq, a predicted model, not a curated record